Messenger RNA from Arabis nemorensis, 1197 nucleotides. The record is from the annotation of a GenBank genome assembly. NCBI's taxonomy places the organism in Eukaryota, Viridiplantae, Streptophyta, Magnoliopsida, Brassicales, Brassicaceae.
AUGUCGAAGAGAAUCCUUUGUAAAUUCUUUGCUCACGGCGCAUGCUUAAAAGGGGAGCACUGCGAAUUUUCACAUGACUGGAAGGAUCCUACAAAUAAUGUUUGCACCUACUACCAGCGAGGGAUCUGCUCCUAUGGAAGUCGAUGCAGGUAUGAACAUGUCAAAGCUUCCCGUCCUCAUCCAUCUGCUUCAUCUUCCUCCGCUCUACCUCCUGCGGAAACGGAUUUGAGCCCACUUCCCUCAUCAUGUUUCAAACAGGCGUGGGAUUUGGAUUCACUAGACACCUUUAACCCUGCUACAGCAGCAGCCAAACCAGAAGAACAACCCAUUUGCUCAUAUGCUGCAGCUGGUGAUUGCCCACGUGCUGAUGAAUGCCCUCACAUCCAUGGAAAUAUUUGCCCAACCUGCGGGAAACGUUGCUUGCAUCCUUUCAGACUCGAGGAGAGAGAGGAGCACAAGAUAGCCUGUGAAAAAAAGCACAAGCAGCUUCAAGCAUUAACACUUAGCCAGGAGAUCGAGUGUUGUGUCUGUUUAGAACGUGUCCUGUCUAAGCCAACUCCAGCUGAACGCAAGUUCGGGUUACUCACUGAAUGUGAUCAUGCUUUUUGCAUAGGGUGUAUCAGGAAUUGGCGCAGCAGUUCUCCUUCCACUGGGAUGGAUGUCAAUAGCACACUCAGGGCUUGCCCCAUAUGCCGCAAGUUAUCAUAUUUUGUUGUUCCUAGUGUAAUCUGGUUUUCAGCUCCAGAAGAGAAAAAGGAAAUUAUAGACAACUACAGGGAAAAGCUCAGGUCAAUCGAUUGUAAGCACUUCAAUUUCGGAGAUGGGAAUUGUCCGUUCGGGACAAGUUGCUUUUACAAGCACACUGUGAAGCCAGGGUCAUAUGCAUGGAAAUUCCACAGGCCACCUCCAAGGCGUCCACGUCCCUCUGGAUCUAAUUUCUCAGACGUGGAUACACUUGUUAAUAUGAUCGGGAACAUAAUUUCAGAAGGAGAAUAUGGCACUAUUGGAUUUGAAGAUAGCGAUGAUGACGAAUUGACUACAACGGAUAUGAUGAUGUUACUGAUGCACAUGGAUCAUGCGUAUCAUGAUGGUCGUUUGGAGGAAGUGGUUCUGCGGCAUUUGGAUGCAGAAGAUGGGCAGACUGUGAUAGCAAAAGAUAUAAGGUUGUCUGACUUCCUUGAGGACAUGCACAUAUGA